Molecule: messenger RNA, 1314 nt
Organism: Prunus persica (peach)
Lineage: Eukaryota; Viridiplantae; Streptophyta; Magnoliopsida; Rosales; Rosaceae
Product: prohibitin-1, mitochondrial
Exons: 6
Coding region: 7-1047 (346 amino acids)
Biological process (GO): mitochondrion organization
Cellular component (GO): membrane; mitochondrion
Source: RefSeq, a predicted model, not a curated record
GAAUUGAUGUACGACAUGUCGUUUCCUCCUGGAAUUCCAACCCCUUGUUCACGCAAAUGCCAUUCCGCAUUUCUCGCUUUUAUUAUUGUGGGCUUUAUAGGCAUAAACCCUAAACCCUUUCCCGUACAUCUCAUCUUAUUGACGACUAUCUUCAUCUUCCUUCCGUAUUUUUCUGGUUUUCCAGCAUUCACAAAUAUGAAUAUGAAAAAUAUGAAAGUUCCCAAAGUGCCUGGUCGUGGGAUUGCUACUUUGCUUACAGUGGGAGUUGUUGGUACUCUUGGUAUAUAUGGAAUCAACAAUAGUCUCUACAAUGUCGAUGGAGGGCAUCGGGCCAUUGUGUUCAAUCGUCUUGUUGGUAUCAAAGACAAGGUUUAUCCUGAAGGGACACACCUGAUAAUCCCAUGGUUUGAGAGGCCAGUCAUCUAUGAUGUCCGUGCACGACCACAUCUAGUGGAGAGUACUUCUGGAAGCCGUGACCUCCAGAUGGUGAAAAUAGCACUUCGAGUUCUGACCCGCCCUGUGCCAGACCAGUUACCUACAGUGUAUCGAACUCUUGGGGAGAAUUAUAAUGAGAGGGUCCUGCCUUCAAUUAUCCAUGAAACUUUGAAAGCUGUUGUUGCACAGUAUAAUGCCAGUCAACUCAUUACUCAGAGAGAGGCUGUUAGUAGGGAAAUAAGGAAAAUUUUGACAGAGAGGGCAGCAUAUUUCAAUAUCGCGAUGGAUGAUGUGUCGAUUACUAGCCUGACUUUUGGAAAGGAGUUUAUGAUUGCAAUUGAAGCCAAGCAGGUGGCUGCACAAGAAGCUGAGAGGGCUAAGUUUGUUGUGGAUAAAGCUGAACAAGACAAGAAAAGUGCUGUUAUCAGAGCAGAGGGUGAAGCGACAAGUGCCAAGCUCAUUGGUGAAGCCAUUGCCAACAAUCCGGCAUUUAUCACUCUCAGGAAGAUUGAGGCUGCAAGAGAAAUUGCGCAAGUUAUCUCCAAUUCAUCAAACAAGGUUUUCUUGAACUCCGAAGAUCUUUUGUUAAACCUUCAGGAGAUGAAUCUGUAGUUAAGUGAGGAAAGGAGAUUACAAACUCAGCGGUGAACAUGGUAGGCUUGAACUUAUAAUAAUCCCUACUUCGCUUUGUUUAUAAAAUUGUUUGACUGAGGAGAUAUAUCACAAACUCAGCGGUGAACAAAUUAGACGGUUGUUUUGUGAUGUAAUGGUUUUGUGAAACAAAGGAAUUCCAAAUAUUUCAGCUUUUUCGACCCAAAAAUAGAAAUAUUUCAGCUGUUUAUUACUUUUUUUAAUUAAGAUGCUCGAGUUUCAUGUGAA